Messenger RNA from Paramecium tetraurelia, 1161 nucleotides. RefSeq lists its product as uncharacterized. Gene Ontology annotation, cellular component: nucleus; nuclear chromosome. Gene Ontology annotation, biological process: chromatin remodeling; regulation of transcription by RNA polymerase II. NCBI's taxonomy places the organism in Eukaryota, Ciliophora, Oligohymenophorea, Peniculida, Parameciidae. The transcript has 3 exons. Gene Ontology annotation, molecular function: transcription coregulator activity; DNA binding. The record is from RefSeq and is a predicted model, not a curated record.
AUGUAAAUACAAAAAGAUCUCAAAUCGAGAAUACAAGAAAUACUCCAAAAACACAAUAUUAAAUAAGUCGAUUUGGCAAGAGAAAUAGGCAUCCAUCACAGUACUCUUUCCCUCUGGAUGCAGAACAAAAACAAACCAAGAAAACAAGACAUUUCCAAUUCCCAGAGUACAAGAAUCGAAGAGUUAUUGGAAAGAUGGAUAGCCACCUUCCAUGCCAAUAAAGGCUAAGGAAUGGGCACUGGCUAAUUCCGACUCCCUGAUAGCAGAGCCUCUCAAUUCAUGUCCCAUCAUACUGUCAGGCCUGUAUUGCCCAUUUCCAAAUUCCACAUCCUUAGAAAUCAAUAUCAAAAUUCCAUCAAAUAAUAAAGACAAGAAAUCAUUUUGCGUAAGACUUAGGAGCAAUUGAAAAACAAUCCCAAUAUUUCAUUACAAUAAGCAUUAAAUCAAUCUGCUUAAGACAUUCCCAUUGAACCGCCCAAACAUCAAUAAUUAGUUCCGAUCACCAUUGAUUUUGAAUUAGAUGGCAAGAAAAUUUACUAAACUUUUUGUUGGAAUCUAAAUGAAUCUCAUAUGAUCCCAGAAACAUUUGCCAGAAUAAUCACAGAAGAGAAUCAAUUGCCUUCAGUUAUUGAAUAGGAAAUCUGUACACAAAUCAAGAAACAAGUUUAAGAUUAUAAAUGCUACUACCCAACAAAAGAUGAAAUGUUAAAGAAUCUCCAUGUAGAUCUGAGAGUUGAAAACAUUCAUUUCAAUGAUUAGUUGGAAUGGGAUAUGAACAAUACCAUGAAUUCACCAGAAGCAUUAGCAGAAUUGACAGCCAAAGAAAUGGGAAUGCCUGAAUAAUAUGAGCCUAGAAUAGCACAUGCUCUAAGAGAAUCAAUCUCAUCUUUACAAAGACAAAUGGAACCCAAAACUGGCGAAGACUUUAGUAAUUUAAAGAAGAGCACUAGAACUUUGAUUGAAAGCAAUGCCAAUUUCAAUCAAUUUAAAAAUGUCAUGUUUUCUAAUUAAAUCAACUUUAAGAAUUGGGUCAGAUGUGAAUUAGAAUAUGACCAUCAAUUUGAAUGGGGUCCUUCGAUUGAACUUCUUGAUUAGAAUGCUCUAAGGAAUGUGUAAAAGUAGGAGGAUCGUAAAACCAGGUAUGUAAGGAGAUAAAGAUGA